CGGCGGAGGGCUGGAGCCGGGCCGCGCCGCGGCGCUGCGUGCCGGGAGGGAAGGGAGAGGAAGGGAGAAGGAGGCGGCCCGGCCGGGUCACGCCCGCCCCUGGCUCCGGCCCUCCGCCGCCCCUUCCUGUGAUGGCGGCCGGCGGCCCCCGGCAGCGCGGCGAGGCGGCGCGGGCCGGCCCCGCGGGGAGCUGAGCGGGGACGUUCCCAGCCCGGAGCCAGCGGCGCUGCCUUGCGCCGGGAGAUACCACAGAGGUCCCUGCAUUCCAGCACUUCCAUCGUUUAAUUUCCCUGUGAGGUCGGCAGCAUGUCUUCUACCGGGAGCACCUCAAAACUUUUCCUGGCCCUCGCUUCGCUGCUGCUGGUGCUGCCAGCAGUUGAAGCCAUGGAUGCAGGCGAUACGAUUGCCUUCCUGCUAGGCCUCGCUGUAAGCGUCAUUGGAUUCUGUGCCUGCCUCGGCUUGUAUGCCAGGAAAAGAAAUGGACAGCAAUGAUGUCAAGAAGAUGCUCAGAUGAAGUGUAUUUCCAAAUACUGCUUGGGGUUGACAUCUGGGAAUUAACAGUGUUCCAGUUCUGGAUAGCUUUCAAAAACUUGUAGUAGGUAAUUCUGCAAACCCCUCUUACUGUGCAAUAUAACAGAUUGAGAUUGUACCCAGUAGAAGGGAUUUGUAGGAUCCCGUCCUCAUGACUGUAAGGUGAUUUUACAUUGCUUGUGAUUAAAUACUGCCUUAGCAAAGGGUAAAAACUGUUUGAAUGGGGAAGGAAAACCAUAGAGUGUUUCACAGUAAAUGAUUACAAAUGAAAUGUGUGAGGGACCUUCAACAAGGUCCACAAUUUUGGUUUCAGGGGUUAAUCAGGUGGAAGCAGCUAUAGUCUUCCAGUCAGGAUGACAGAGCUUUGGAAAUACCUCUAACGAGACAACUAGCGAGCAGACUGCUUUGACAUGUGUGCAUGUGCUCACAUUCUUUGUAAUGACAGUUAGUACCUAACAGCUCACUUCUGCUGUCACAGGGACAAGAUUUGGGAGAGCUAAGAAAACAUGGAAAACUCCAUUCUAUUGUGUUUUUAUUUUAGAAUGUGCCCCUUCUGUAGUCCGGGUUCUUGUUACCAGAAUGGGACCAUUAAUUUUCUUUAACCUGAAUUUUGCAUGUAAAGCUACAUAAAUCAACUGUUAUGUUUUGUCGUCACAUGUUUAUUAUUUGCACUCAGCUUCCUUUACGCACACAAGGUUUAAAUUUUUUUCUUCCUUUUUUUUUUCCUAUAAAUGAAGAUUUAACUAUUUUACUGAGGAAUUAUGUAUAGUGUUUCUGCAUUAGAGGGUUGUUAGAAAUAUAUCAAGGCAGUUGUGCACAUUUCUUUUGCAAUAUGGAAAGGACUUGGUUUGUUAAAAUCCUGGUUUUAGUCAACAGAUCUGUUGUUCUUGAGUGUCAUCCUUAUAGCAAACAUAGUGUUAUUAGCUAAACAUUUAGGCAUCUUAUCUGUUGAUACAUUGGAGUUUCAUG
Oxyura jamaicensis (ruddy duck) is the source of this 1500-nucleotide messenger RNA. It is a transcript of the gene SMIM30, whose product is annotated as small integral membrane protein 30. The transcript is spliced from 2 exons. NCBI's taxonomy places the organism in Eukaryota, Metazoa, Chordata, Aves, Anseriformes, Anatidae. Bases 307 to 492 code for a protein of 61 amino acids. The record is from RefSeq and is a predicted model, not a curated record.